Messenger RNA from Porites lobata, 14438 nucleotides. Lineage: Eukaryota; Metazoa; Cnidaria; Anthozoa; Scleractinia; Poritidae. The record is from the annotation of a GenBank genome assembly.
UGACAAAUCCAAAGCACCCCAUUUCUCGCAAAAUAGCGUUUGUUCGUCAGAAUACGCGGAGAGAUAGGCUUCUUUGCCGUUCAGUACAAAGCUGGCUUUGCAAAACAUCAGAAUCCAUUGAAAAUUGUCUCUUUGCAGACCGGAAGUUUCACGGUUGAUUGAUCAAUUUGCGGUUAAUUUGAGCACAAUGCACGGAAUUUUCUUACAGAUAUAAAGACCACGUCUCGUGAAAACUUCCUGUGAUCAUCAUUCGAAUUGUUAGCAAGGACUCGCACUACACCGAUCCUGUGGAAAACAUUCAAGUGCGCCAUUGUAACAUUGUCUUCGCAUCGGUGGAUCGACUUCUGCAACGUAACUUAGCAAUCUUCAAACUCACACGCCGAUAUCAAAGUGCUGCGGCUUUCGUGAUAGCAGAGAGUUUUUAUUUCGGCCAUCGAAAGCUCAUUCUAUAUUUAUUCUGAUUUUGUUCGGUCACCAAACCCCCACGCCUUCGCUGUUGCACUUCAACUCAAGCAUGAACAGUUUGGAAAUGACCGACCCGUACGAGGAGCACAUGCUUAAUGUAAACGGGAAACCGAUCACAUUGGACGAUAUUUUGGAAGAGACAAGUCUGUACAUCAACUCCAGCCUCUUUCCUGUGCCUGCGGAUCCAGGUACGAUACCAUAACGUAGAAUUAAUUUUGGUUUGAUAAAUACAGCGACAUAUGACUAGCAACUUUAUAUUAAACAUGGUCGUUUUCUCUGGGAUCGCUGUCACCCCAGUGGUAGUGCCCGCCUUCCUAGUAAAAUAAUUCACACCUGUAACUUACUACCAAUGGGGCCUGUGAGGAAAACGGUGAAAUUCUUACAGAGAUUUUGUUUCAUCCUUUUUCUCUGAGCUCCUUUUAUUGCUUAAUUUUAAAAUUUAAGUUCUCAUAGUUCACUUCUGCCUUGUCUGAUGCGAGGUUCCUUGCAGCUGCCAUGUCAGAUUUGACAUUACAGCCACUCUAAUCUUAAUAAUAUUCUUGCAAUAAUUUAUCCUCUGUACUCUACUUUAAUAUAAAUCAGUGUUUUAUCUUGGCAUUCCAUUUUCUUUCAUUAGCGGUUUUUUUAAUUAUCAUUUUAGUUAACUCCGUGUUAGGGGAAAUCGAUAGUCAAUGACAUAGCUUGUUUCACAGUGGUAUUUUCACUAAAUUUCCUCUUAGUCAGCUUUCGAGUGCGUCUGAGUUGUGUUAGUGGUUCAGUAAAUUUCAAUCUGUCAGACGCAUGGCUUGUUAAUAAUGUGUUCCGAUUCCUUUCAAUGCCUUCAAACAAUUCGGAUGACAGAAGAUUAUUCUGUUUAUUUUGUUGACCGUGGCCUGUCAGUUUCGUUGUCCAUUUCGCUGCAAGCUAAGCUCACUCUAAAGUCUAUUUCGUUACGGUCGGACUUUUAUUAUAAAAAAUUCAUUCUGCGCAAUAACCAAGAUUGGCUGUCUGCAGUUUAUACAUGACUUAUUACUGUAAAUUAACUCACGCUUAUUAUCGAGUUGAAAAAAUUCUUUGUUAUGUUUAUUGUUGUGAGGAAAUCAUGCAAUUUAACACACGUUCGAACGCUCCACCACCUUCAUUAUACCUAUAAAUAAAUAUUUCUCUCAUGGUAGGCCGUAAUCUAACUUCAAUCCACAAAAAAUCAUUCAAUAUUGCAAAUUUACCUGGAGAUGAAAUUCGACGUUAAUUUCCGGCUCGGUUCUAACAUGCACAUUAAAACCUAUAGCAUCAUUACUUUAACAUCAUGACAUCAUGACUUGGCAAAGUUAUAGCCCAUCGAUCAUCACGCCGAGAUAUUCGAUCUGUUACAAUUCUUUUACUUGUGAUAGCUUGUAAACUUACAUUUUAUUUUGCUUGUGAGAAAAAUAUUCUUUUAAGACUUUUUUCACCACUCGCGAUAUGCAAAACGUAUUUUUAAAAAAACAUUUUGAUCGCGCAAGUAUAUAAAGUCGCCAAAAAUCGGCAAAAUCAGAGUUCUUAAAGAAAUAAAUAAUGAAAAAAGACAUCGCAGAUAAAAUUUCGUAGGACAAAAGGAAAAUAUUUUUUCGCUUAUUUGAUUUUGCAAAAAGCGCAAGUCACAUAUCCUUUCCAUUCCAGUGAAACCAACCCCCUCCCCCAAGAGAAAGGGCGUUCUGGAUAUUGCCCGAUCCUCGGAAUGUCACGAACGCAGAACUAGUUUUACAAGUUUACAGGUUAAAGACUACUUUUUGCUGCGCGGUCGUGUUUUCUAGAGUGAGUCACAUCAUCAUUAUACGGCUUUAUCUGGUGGUGUUGUGCAAUACCAGAAGUCACAAAUUUAUGCUGAACACGUCUGCCCUUUAACAAUGUAGUGUCCAAAUAGCCAUGAUUAUCUUUGUUUUAUAAAACGCCGCGACUUUUUCUGCACCGAUGUAAGGUCAAAACUUUUGACUUCUUUGAAACUAAAAAUUAUGUGAUGCUUUGGGGCCUAGUUAAGUUAAAAGAAGUUUCCGGAUGAAUACAGACGUUCAUAUAUUCACGAGUAUCAUAACUGUUGUCCGUCUCUUUCCCUCAAAUUGGAUGGUUUGUUAUGUCCUGGGAUAUAUUUUAAGCUGUGCAAUGAAAGUGGAAAACAAAAAGUAAAGAAGUUAAGUCGUUGGCAAAAUAGGGUUAUUGGCUCAUUGCGCAACUUGCGAUGUCUGACAUUGUGCGAAGGGUUAACUUUCUUUCGUGCUGCCUUUGCUGUAAAAACUCUAAAUCAUAUCAUGCCACUAAUUUGGCUUGCGUUUCUUUAGAAUAUUUCAACGUACGGUACAUGUGCGUCAUAAUAGAUACAAAUAGAUUUUUACUUUAUGUAUAUUGUUUGGCCAAGGCCAAAUAUCUGUAACAUCAACAGUAUUGUUCAUUGUUCUCUUAACAGUGUUGUAUGACUUACAUUUUUUGCGCUAUUUGCAAUAUUGUAUAAACCCUUGUCUUUCCCAGACAGUGUUUUUUGUAGUUAUUUAGUUCAUACAAACUUAUACUUCUCAGAUGUACACAGUUGUCUUUACACAGACGAUUAAUUCUACAUACUAAAUGACAAAGGAACCGUGAGUUGUUUUUAAAAGCAUAACACAGUACGUGUACUGUAUUAGAGUUAAGUAGUGAAUCUUGUUUGACGAAACACGUAGGUUGAUGAAAAUGAGUUCGCAGACGUCUUUUCCGAUGUUUAUUUAACUAUUAGCAAAGUUUCGAAAGGUCUCAUUUGCGCGAACUAACAAAUGUAACGGGAUUUUUGUGGAGGUUAAACUCAUCAGCAGCAAUUUUUUACGCCGUUUGAGGAACUUUUGUCAUUUUUAAAGGUACUGGAAGAGGUGCCUUUGACUUUUUACAAAUCAUGGACAUUUGGGUUGAAAGCAACCUUUUCGUGCUUUUUGCCCGGAGUUGCAGAACUGACCAAAUAAUUCGACCAUUAAUAUUGGGAAAUGAAUGUAAAAAAUUCGUAUUACUCGUAAGCAACGCCCGAAUGCAUGCGAUUUUUUUUAAAUCUGUUUUUCACAAAUCGGCAGCCAGGUGAAUCGUGGCACAAGCGCCGGAUGACGUCAUAAAUUCUAAUGGAGACCUAGCAUUUGGCAAGCAGAUGACUCUUUCAGUUCACUAAAAGAUAAUAUUUUUCCAUCAAACGUCAGCAAAUGCUAUUUGGUACAUACGAUCGAGAUAUAUACUAUAGGUCCAUUAUAAUAAAUAAUUUGAUUAUACAUUGUACUUGUUGUUUGUCUUCUCGUUGGCUAAGAGCCUACGGUUGAUUUUGGAAAUCAGCAGAUAACUGACUUAUCUUUAGGGUUUGCGCGCGCAAUGCAUGAUUUCCGAGAACAACAGAGAGAAUAGAGAGUUUUUACAUAGCUUCACGUACACGGCAAACGUCAGAUUCAAGUUGAGAAUUUCUCAAAAUAGAAAAAUGAGCGUAUAAAACAGGUCAAAACAAUUCUUAUGAAUAAAAAGACUGCGUGAAACUACUAAUUUAUGUGUAGAAGUAAUGAAACGAAAACGACAAGUAAAGAGGAAACUUGGUCAUGUGCUACAAAUUCGCGUUUGCCGUUUGACGUAAACGUGGUGCUUAACCUUUCUAUUAACAGUCACGUUUACGCUAGCCUGCGUGGCAUGGCGGUUUUGCCGAGAGCACGACUGAGCGGCGAAUCCUCAAAAACGCGCGCAAAGCGCGCGUGAACGAAAAGCGAAGCCGCUAGAAAAAUGAAAACUUUUCAAGUUGCUCCCGCACCAAUCUCAUCGCGGUUUCUCUGCCCUCGCCCGCCUUUAUUAUUCAGCGCGCUCAACCGAAACCGCCAUGCUACGCAGACUACGUUUACGCCAAAGGGCAAACGUGAAUUUGUGCCACUUUACCAAGUUUUCCCCUUAAUUGUCGUUUACUGUUUAAGAUACCGCUCUCUCAGUCUAUACCACGCUCCGACGUAUCUCGGUCUUCUUUUCGUUCUAGCUUGCAGGAAGUCUCUAUUUUCCCUCAGAGAUAUUAAACUAGGGAGGCACGCGUGUGAUUCGAGCAUGCGACGGGUAACAAAAGGACACUCUGCGGCUUUCGACUAGUUAUCCAUUUGAUACUACAGUCAGUGACUCUCUCUAAGAUGGACACAUGAAAUCGGCGUCAUUUGCCUAUUUAAGAGAGAUGUCCGUCUUACAGAGAGUCAACUGAAAGGGUUAAGAAAGGCAAGGUCCAACUCUAAGUGUCCGUCAUAUAAAAGUCAGCUAAGAGGGGUAAAUAAAGAAUGGCGGGCAUCAACAUUAGGUGUCCGUUUAGUAGCCUGGAAGGGACCAUGCUCUGCUGUGGGGAAAAAAUGGCAAAAAAAGGAGUGAAACGGCAUAAAAAAUCCUCCCCAGACUACCGCGCGGUUCGCUUCGCUCGCCAGUUUUUCGCUGUUUUCCCCAACUGCGGAGCCUGGACCGUGGCGACCGUUUUAUUGAGUUGACCGUUAAAGGAGAGUAUACUGCCUUACUAUUGCUGGGAAAGGAAAGUAAUGAAUGGCUGACACUUCGUGUCUCUCAGACUGUUAAGUUUUCGGGUUUUAUGCUAGUAGAGGGUGUCAAAUACUAUCUUAAAUGAAAGAGUCAUCGGUUUUUUUUUUCACAGUAUUUCCUUCAUUGGAUCUCUGCUAUACGGAGGAUACAAAAGCAAAUGUGACUGUUUUGGAUUUGAAAGAUGUCUACGACAAAGGGCAAAGUCGGCGGAAGGCAAACUCAGAACAGAGAUUAUUGAAGGCUGACGUUCGUCUUAAAGCAACGGCACAAAAACAAAUUCAGGUAUUUAUCGUGAAUAAUGGAAAACAACCUUUAUUUACAGUUUGUAGUAAUGAUAGCAUAAAGGAUAGUGGAGUCGAGAAAAUCGCUGAUAUACCAUGGUCAAGAAUCCCGGCUUGUGAGAGGCAAACCAGUUGGCCAUUUUAAGUGCGACCGAGCCAUAGAACUCGGGACUACUGAGGACAAAUCCAGUCAUGGCGGUACUUGAACUCGGGGCAACCGAACUGCUACUCCCGCGAUCUGACGUAUAUAAGUUAGGAGUUCGUAUUGGGCGCAAUAGAAAUAUGGCGCGCGAGAUAGAAGUUGUGCGUGGGAGAGGAGGAUAAACGCGAGUACAGAGUGCGAAGUCUGCGCGCGUUAUCCUAGUCGUGGGCAUCGCUCUUUUUUUGCGCGGCGGAAUCAUAUUAAACGUUACAAACAUCAAAUGGACCUUUUGAAAACUGUUCGGCUAAUGAACAAUUUUGUUCAAAAACCACAAUUGCAAUCUCCUUUAACCCUUUUCAAGUUUGCCCAUCCGUGCCUUCUUUUGUAAUCCUUGCGUUUUAUAUUUUGUCUUUCAUUCAAUUUGCUUUUGCAGUUCCCACCGUUUGAAAUUUGCUAAACUUUGCGACAGAGCCCCUUUAACAAGUGAUUUCUGGAGACAAUUGCAUUUAAUUUGGGAAUACGUGCGCUUAUCUUCUGUUUUGUUUUCGUUCAGGGAGUGUCCGCUUACGUGGAGAGAUGUCCAGAAGCAGCCAGGAUUCUUCAAGAUUUAAACGGUCGCGUCCCAUUGGAAGUGGAGUACAGCAAAAAAGAACCUUUUUUCGUGAACUUUUCCGUUAAUCUUGAUUCAGUGUACAUUACUCAUAAGGGAAUAAAAGUGUACGAACUUUCGCGCGUCAAGGGAGAAGAAAGAAACAUUUUCCGGUUGAUCGUUGUGUUGCAUUUUCUGGAUGGAUCAACAAAGGAGUUUAUAAGCAAGCAUUUCCAAGUUCAAAGCAAAAAGCACCCAAAACAAAUUCUAGGUUAGUACAAGUAAAUAAAUGGUUUUGUCUUUGAAAUAUGCUCGUUUACAGACCAAGAUACUGGAUACUGGGAUGUGGGGAGAGUAAAAAAAUGUUUUUUACGAGGCAGUUUUUACUAAAAUAUGCCUGAUUUGUUACCAUUUGUUUUACGUGUCAGAUCCUUUGCCAAAUCUUUCAGCUGGGCGAGUUCUUCUAACAUGCGGUCAGUUCAUACCCUGGGUCUUUUGUCACACAUACCUCGUUCCCAGGGCUCUCUCCAACCGGUUUCAGGACGGGUAGGACAGAACCUUGGGAAAGACGUUGCUAGUUGAGUCGUUUUCGCGCCCUGCAGGCGUUAGAUACAGUAAAACCCCGCGUAUAAGAACCUGGGUUUUAAGAAUCUGUUAGUCUAAAAUUUUCAUUUUAAGCCCCCUCCACAUAAGAACCUAUUAACCCAUAUUUUUUAAGUUAGGUUCUCAUUAGUGAAGUUGCUGCAAAAGUGUAUCAACUUUGAAAUGGCAUUUCAGAGAACUGACAAUGAGUUUGUUUGUUAUGUUUUGUUAAGGACAUACCUGCACUGCACUGCCUUAAGGCAUUAUGAUAUAAACGAUUUAUAUUGUAUUAUGAGAUGAUAUUUAUAAUAUACAUAAAUGAAAUUAAUAUGAAAAUAUAAGAACCUAUUUUAAGAACCUUGGUAGUCUAAAUUUGCUUUAAGUACCAUUUAUAUAAGAACCUGUUGAGGCUAAAUUAAAAAAUCCAGGUUCUUAUACGCUGGGUUUUACUGUAGUAAAAAUGGUAUUGAUGAAAGCCUUUCGCCGGAAUUUGUUUGUUUCUUUUUCUGGCGCUAAUCUAUAAAAAGCAAUGAAAACACAUUCUUUCUCUUGUUUAGAUGAAGAUUCGUCAAGUGAUAAUGGCUAUUAUGGUACCCCUAGUCCAGAAAAUAAGAGGAAAAGACCAAAACGUAAGUCAACGGAACUUCUCUUGUUUUAUAUUAUCAGGGGGGAGAUCCAGACCUUGAGAUAAGUCAGGGGGUGGGUAAUGGGCCCUCUCAAAACGACAGCAAAUCUCCCUCAUAUAUAACGUAGUUCUGAGAAAUACCUUUGCCGCAUUCCUCUAACUGCGCUUUUCAAAAACACGCGAACUCUAAAGUUCAAAAGCAGCCUUCAUAAAUGCGUUUUUUGCUUCCGUCAAUCAUAAUUACCAUCAUGAUCACAAGCAACGAACCUUGAAACAGAGAAACACACUAAACGGAUCGAAAUUCGCCAAUCACAAAUCACAAACCGUAACCUUUUGAACCCGUCAAAGUAAAAUUCUGUUUCCUAAGAGGUCCGCUGAGAUGAUUGACAGCAGCGAAAAAAGCAAAACGGCAGCUGGCUUUUUCAACUUUAGAAUUCACGUGUUUUUGAAAAGCGCUGUUACGAAGGCAUCAACUCGAGGCUUGGCUGAACAAAAUAUAGUGAUUUGUAUGAAAUUGCUUUCCGUGCCUCGACCUCAUUUUUCAUCUUGGCUCACUGGGAUGGAAUGCGUGAAAUGUCUACAUGUAUUCUUGACGAAAUCAGCUUUGACCCUUUAAGCCCCAAUAUCAACAUACAAAUUCUCCAAACUGGUCUCUAUAGAUUUCCUCAAAGAAUAAGUUGAGAGAAUUUGAUAAUAGAUCAAGGUGUUUUCUCUUUGGUGAUCAUUUAUCAAUUCUCAUAACCUUAUCUCUUGACUAUUUAUGGAUAUUGUUUGGAGAAAAUUGAUGUUGAUCACUAUUGGGACUUGAAGGGUUAAAAUGUUUAAGCUAGGUGCCACUCAGUCCUCGUAUCUUGCAAUGACUCGGUAAUUUACUUCGCAUAAUUAUUGAACGUGCGACCAUGCCUUAAAGAGCAUUAAGUUUGCCAAUCGUUAGGCCAAUGCGGUGGGAAAAGGGUGGAAGAUUCUGCUUAUCUAAUACCGUUCCUUGUUUACUUCUAGUUGAAGAGGCCAGUCCACUUGGCAGUGUAGGCAGUGAUCUGAAUAGCGACAGCAGUAAGUUCAUUCAUUUACAUAUAUGGUAGUAAAUUUAUUCACUUGCAAUGUACGUUAUAUUGCAACUGAACACAAAUGUUGAAAUCUUUGCCAAAUGAUGUGUAAAUGGAUAAGUUAGCUUUAAGUUUAUUUCACUCUCCAGUGAUUGGAAACCUCCAUUAACGGCUCGUUGAUGUUUUUUGGGACUUUGGGUCACAGACCUUAGUUAAGACAUCCACUUGUACUCAAGCAGCCCUAUAGACCGCGAUCAUGUUCUCUAUUUUUUCCCGCAGGGUGGCGCGCGUGACAAUCGAGAGCGAUAGAGUCUCGCGCCGUCUCGCGCCUUCUGUCACACCCGAUGGAAGGAUUAGCUUGUUAAAAGUGGUAACAGCGUGGAUUUGCCUUAGGUGUACCUCUCAGCGAGAAACAGUUGCCCCUGUUUAGCUCCUAGCAUGUGGGCUCCUUGUGAAUAACUUUAUUAACUUGAAACCAUGAACUUAAAGCACGUUUAUGCAGUAACGAUUGUUAACAGUGACUUUGCUUUUCUUUAGGCGUUGUAGCCUCCGAAGUUGUCACGGACCGCCUUGAAGCUAAGUCGGCCGUCAUAAAUGAACUGCAAGUUAACAAGCCAAUCUUAACUCCCAGAGGGGACAUCGCUUAUCAUUUUAAACUGGAGAAAUCCAGCCAUGAACUUCCUUUAGAAGAGGGCGACGUCGUUGGAUUUUUUGGAGAACCGCAUGGAAAGAGUCACAUUGAGAAACUAACACAUUUUAAUGCGUCAAAAGCAAAGAUGGCGGGUGUCAUUAGUAGAUCAGCCUACCUUGAAGCCAAAACGCCAGCUGAGGACGAAGGAAAAGGUAAAAAAACGGUACUUCGUAGAAAACUGUGUCUUGGGGCAAAACUAAGUUUCAAUUUGUUUUAGCAAAUGCGUGCUUGCAGCAAAACCUAGCAGCUCAUUCGAGCGUUCUCUCGCUGCUUGCCUCGAUCGCUAGAAAUGGAAAGCGCGUCCUACACUGAUUUAAAAAGUUUCUGUAUCUUCUGAUUUUCAGAUCUCAGCGACCUUGUCUGUAUAAUUGGAAUGGUGAAUGUCAAAGUUCUUGGCUCGGUCGAAAACGGCGAGCGGUUGUAUUCCUCUCUGGAGCACCCGGGAGUGGCUAUACCCCAAAGCCGCCUUUGUGAUGCUGUGUCUAAAGACGCCUUUCUCCUCGGCCAAACGCUUGAAGGAUCGGACGCUAAUACGAGCAACAUUCAUUUGGUUCAGUCUUUUGUUUCGGCCUUGUUAAGCAUUACUAACGGACACUUGGCGGACGCUUUCGAUGACGUUCGAAAACACGUGAAAGAGGAUGUUAAAACUGAGGUCAAGGCAGUCAAAAAGAAGUGUUUGAGAGGUAACUUAGUGGCAACCGUUACUUUUUUAAAAACAGUUGUAGAAAAAACUCACCUCAUUUGAACGUCGAUGUAUCAAGUACGAAAAAAAUAAUCGAGUACACUGGAGAUGGGACCGCCCUCUCUACGUGGUUGAGCCGUUUUGCUGGCAAAGUCAGUGCCUUCAUUUCCCAGUUAUGUACCUCUGACGUAAACUGUCAUAUAACUGGCUUUAGACACAGACAAUAGUACUUAGAUUUCCCUUUAGUUAGCAGCUUAAUUGCCAAUCGAAUUAGAUCAGUAUGAUCUAAGAUCUCAAGAGUUCGAACUAACGAUGCACACAAAUGAAUCAUAGCAUGCUAACAAGAACCGCAGGAAAGGGCUGUUCUGUAGCUUUCACUUGAACGCCUGAUCUGUUAACAGUUAAGAUAUAGGCAUGACCCUUUCGCUGUUUGAUGGCAUACACUCAGAAUGAUUGUAUACAGCACUUGGCUAAACCAAUAGGAACUCGCGUCUCUUUUUGGUUUAGACAAGUGGUAGUCUUUCUAAUUUGACCUAUUCUUGACGUCUUUAGGUUUUCGUCGCUGGUUGCUUGCAGGCUUCAUCCUAGCCGUUCUAUUAGGAGUUUUGCUGUACCAGUUAUUUGCACCCGGCACCGCCCUUCGUUAUUACAGAUGUCAACUAGGCAGUAUUAAAAACAGUGAAAUGUGGUUUACGUUCACGACAGUUGAUAAGCAGGUACUUUGCUUUUUUUCUUGCACCCCUUGGUUCUCUUUGUCGCUUUUUUGCACAUACAGGUGCGUUAGGGAGAGAUCAAGAUGGUGGGAUAUCGGGCUCCUUCGCUCAUUUUUUGUUUUUAUUUGUAUGGACUGAGGAGUACCGGAUCCAGACCUUGUGGUCAUCCAGAUCCUUAGAUAACGGGGAGCCCGGUCUCCAAAAAAGUCUUUUUUCGGGCCUCAGUUUGGUUGAGGGGUUCCGCCCCCCCCCCCGGCCCGGCCCCCUCUCCUGGAUCCGCCACUGCUGAGUUUAAGCUAAGGUCCAAGAACACGUGAAGUAAGACCGAGGCUAAUACCCAUCCACCUUCACUGAGGUCCCGUUCAUAUGGAGAUAAGUUGUCCCAGGAAAGAGCAUCACUCUCCCAGCCGAGUUAACCUUAGUCUAGCGUACGUAUGAGAAAAAAGUUGACUCCUUUGCCCGAGCCAAAAGGUGACAUCAGCCCUUGUGCAUGUUCUAAUUGUCUCGGAAAAUAGUGACCAGGCUAGGCGAGUCACUCAUCUAGCCGAGCCACUUUUUUGUUGCGCAUAAGGGUUCACAAAAUUUUGUAAGGAAAUGUUAAAAAAGUUAGCUCGCCUGGGGUUACUCGGGUAGGCGAGUAUCCUUCGACCCGGAACAACGUUUCUUCAUAUAAAAGGGGCCUGAACAACUCUGGUAAAUAAAGAAUUAAGAGCGAUUUUCGUAUGACCUUGAAAAAUGGUUUCGGUAAGUGUUCGUUAUUUGUUUAAUAGCCAAUGGACGAAAAGAUCAAAACAUGGCCUGUUCGUUUUCCCGCCAUAGAAAACCCUAAUAUGGAGAAGGCAUUGUUCGAUUAGCCAAUCGUGUUGCAGUAUGACGUCAAAGCGAAGUAUCGAUUGAUUUCUAGAAAGUUCUCGGGCAUGAAGUUUUUUCACCCGAGCGUUCGCUUAACCAACCAAAAGCCACGCGCGUUUGUAUCUGUUCGAUAAACAAAUCAAAUCGCUCUAUUUUCCGGUUCGUUUGUUUAUUCUGUUUUGUUUGCGCGUUUUCAUUUCAAGGUCAUACGAAAAUCACUCUAAACAAUUUAUUACAUGACUGAAAGAAAGUGUUUUCUUGCGGGAACAAGGUGGAUAUUCCCGAGCGCGAAAAUAGUCCCAUCAAAAUCCUACAUUCACCCCUGAUACCUAUUGCAGAUAUGGCCUGUUGUACUUUUUAGUACAUAAAUGUUUUACUUGUCGUAAUUUCUAACCUAAUUUUAUUUGUGUCUUAAACCAGAUUCCUCGAGUUCACGGCGUUGAGUUUACUUUCGAUAAAUUGAGGAGCAAAAUGGACUUGAAGUUUGGCAAAAUAAAUCAAACAGGUAGGGAAAUGAAUCUUGAAUGGUGAACAUCGGGGAGUCUUUUGUUUUGUUUUUGUUUGUUUGUUUGUUUUCAAGUUUUGAUAUAGAGUAUUAAGCGCAUAUCCAUUGACACUGCUGGAAAAUGGGCCUUGAAAUAAGGUGCCUUAAACUUCCUCUUACAAGCUCCCCCCCCAGUUAUAGGCUCAUAUAGGUUCCUUCUGUAGUUAACGAGGCACAGAUUACGUACAACAAAAGAAACAUUACAAACAGACAAUAAAGCCCCCAGGAGAACUCUACUGUUUGCUUUCUUUGUUUCUUUUGUGAUGACAGUACCUGCAGAAAGCCCAGGGCUUGAAAGCGAAAGUUUACAGUAACUUACCAAGUUUAAAGAUGAUACCUUCAACGAGAGCGAAGACAUUGCCUUACAAAGUCUCGAAAUUUUGCAGACGUUUGUAUGGUAGUGGCAAGGCACGAAGUCCCCAUACAAACGUACGUACAAUUCCGCCACAUUGUACAGCUAUAUCUUCGGUAGUUUUCAACAAAUCACUUUCACGUUUGGCAACUUAACUGACUUAUAGCACUUAUAGCGCCGGAUUGUUUGAAAGUGAAGGAGGAAUAUCAUGACUCGGACUCAAAGCGCAGUCAUUUGCGCUGAGAAAGACGAAGAUCAAAAAGAAAUACUCGUAAUAACACCGCUGACUUGUUGAUUUUUACCCAAUUUUUUAUUCUUCAUUUCAGACGCCCGCUAUUACCUUAAUCUCGACCGAUGCGCUUACGGCGGAAUUCGACUUGUAGGAUCGCCGUUGGAUGGCAAAGAAAUGGUCCGUGGAGCCGAAAUAGUGGCAGUAAAUCACAACUGUUCAACUGUUUAUUAUCACGCUGAAUACUGGACACCUUAUGUGAGCGCAAGGGACAUUGUUUGCACGAAGCAUCCCUGAGAAAAGAGUGAGAAAGACCUCUGUUUCUUUGCGCUUACGGGAAACACGCGAUCUCUUUUAUAAGAAGACUCCCCAAGACGACAAUUCAACGUUGAACGUUGGAGACGCCAGGUUAUUUCCACGCGGUGACGUUUUUUAAUGCACACGCAACGUUUUCAGUGUUUUUUUUUCCGCUGACAUUAAGAGACAGUGCACAUCAAAGCAGAAACCAAGAAUGCAUUUUAUAAAACUCAGUGCAUAGCUUUUUACGUUUGGUUGUCGUGGUAAACGUUUGUUUAAGUAACGUUCACGUCAAAUGACUUGGUCAAGAUUUCUUGUAUAUAGAGAAUGAUUCACGAUGUGGUUAAGUUUGUAUUGAUGCGUUGCAAUAACGACGCUGUAUCUUGUCCAAAUAGCUUUGUUUUACCACGAUUUUUUCUUCAGCACCACCCUUUUAGUGAAGUGCGCGAAAAAAAGAUUGUCCACCGUGAUUAAAACAUUUAGUGAUUCCCAAUAAAUUACCGGUUGGGCCCUGUUACAGUUAAUGCUCAUUUCUAAAGAUGUUUGCUACAGCCCUUGACUCCCUUGCGUGAGUCAAUUCUGUACGUAUCAUCUUCGACUGUUUUAUAGGUACCACACAAAUUAAUUUUUUUUGGAUAAUCGUAUAAUAAUUGACAACUGCGCUCAUGCACAUCCAGGUAAAUAGUAGGUUGCUGUAGUUCUCCCGGAAUACAUAAUUAUUUUACCAUUAGCAGGUUAUGAGGAGAAAUUUAUGUGACUUUGGAAGGUAAGGAAAUGAGAUGGUUAUUAAUAUUUAUAGUGAUGUUACAAUGUAUUAUUUUAGAAGAUUAGGAAUUUUUCGUACUUAUUCAAUACGAAACUUACAAUACCCAAUCGAUGAUUAUAUUUCAAAGGGGGUCUAUAUACUAAAAGUUCAUGCCUUUAUAGACAUUCGAGGAGAUCUGCUCCAAAAAGUACUUACUGAUGACUGAUCCAUUUUCACAGACCCUUUUUGUUGUGUAACCCUGAUACCUGAUAUGUCACUUUUGCGCAUGCUCAGAGAACGCCUCGAAGGCUGGUCCUUCGUUUUAAAUUAAAUUUUGUUGUAUUAGUUAUGGAAUUUGUAAUUGCUUUUUUGUUUAAGUUCAAGUGUACAAAAACUUUAAGAUUAUUUAACUGAAUACAUUAUUGCAGUGUAGAAUAAAAGCCGCGCGCUUUUUGAAUGGCUUAUACAAGCGCAGGGACGAUAGAACAUAGGAAAAGGGGACAUUUCCAUGCAGUUAUUACUAUAAAUUAUGGGAAGAAAGCGAGCUGGGAGUAUUUUUUUUCUUUUCAUUUUAUUGAGAAGUUGUUUGUAAUCUAUUAAAAAAUGUUGCAAGUGAUUGUAAUGAAUUAGAAAGAAGGUAAAAUUAUGUAAAAUUUAUUAUGUAAAAAUUUGGUAACUGAAUUCUCAGUCUAGUUUAAAAAGUAUACAACAGAACAUUAUAAAGAAACCGACACCAAGUAUAAACUGUUAUUAAACAGUACUUUGUCAAUUGCCGUGAAAAUACUCAACAAAUGUUCAUAACACUCGACUGUGGUUCGUGAUUUUGAAUAUAUUUUGUGAUAGCUUUGUAACUGAUAUUGACGAAUGUACCAAAAUAAAUUGAUUUAUAUAAAUUGGUGGUGCCCGUGAGUGAUAGUUUUUCUUUCUCGAAAAUCUUUUUUCCAGGGCAUCUCUUCUUCCCUUCAGUGAGACCAUUCAGAGAGAAACUGGGAACCAGGUUAAGAUCUCGACUGAUAAGUAAGAGGAGUUUAAGCUUACGGUAAACGACAAACGGCAGAAAUUAUCUGAACUAACUUUACCCCAGUUUGAGAGCU